This is a messenger RNA of Tigriopus californicus, 3057 nucleotides long. RefSeq names its product protein zer-1 homolog. The transcript has 8 exons. Gene Ontology annotation, cellular component: Cul2-RING ubiquitin ligase complex. The coding region runs from base 126 to 2795 and encodes 889 amino acids. Lineage: Eukaryota; Metazoa; Arthropoda; Copepoda; Harpacticoida; Harpacticidae. The record is from RefSeq and is a predicted model, not a curated record.
ACUUCUGUGCCGUUUGAUGGUGACGAUGUCUGCCAAUCUGAGAGAGAAUAACUGUCUGUGAUUUUGUGAGCACCACUAAUAUCGAGCCUUGAAAAUCGAAUCUGCAUAUCUGUCUAUCCUUCAUCAUGUUUAGACGAAGGUGUCGCAACCGUCAGCACGUGCAUUAUUGCCGCCGUCACGGGCGUCUUCACCGUCGACAACAUUCCUCGCGGUCGGGGGUGCCUCAUCUACGACCUUUUGGACAAAGAACGGUCGUAGCUCCUUCCAGCAGGAUGAAUCCAUCCAUUGAGGCCACAGCGUGGGAGGAGAACUGUCCAGACUCGCUCUUGGACAUUUGCACUAGAUAUGUCCUCCAGCAUCCUCAAACAUAUUGUUGUCCCAAGAAGUUUAACAACAAUAUGAACGAGGUUGCAGUGGACGAAGCCGCCCGAGUAACACCUGAAAUCAAUGAAGCUCCCAUCAUCUUCACCCUGCUCCCAGAUCUACAUCUUCCCACCGAGAUAUGCGAAAAACUCUUUGCCACCCUGCACGAGGAAGGCCUCGAUAUUGAGGAUUGCACCGCCGGUAUCUUCGCAGACGUGACCUCGUGUCGUCUUCGGAGAGUCAAUGUCCGUUGUAGCUCGAUCACCGAUCACGGUCUUGAGUACCUUCUCCGUCACAAUCUGCGUGAUUUGGACAUUCACAAUUGCGAGGCCUUGACGCCUCGGACCUUGGAGUCUCUGAACAAAUACUCCAAGCACCUCGUGAACUUGAAUAUCGGCAACACAGUGCAAAUACUUCCAGACUACAUUUACCCCAAAAGUGACGAGCUCGACGAGGACGAUGUGGACUCGUUAGACGAAGAAGAUCGGGCUCGGACCGUGUUCCACGAACGUGGCUAUAUUCUGAACGCGCCUCACUUGCAGAAGCUUUGUAUUCGCGACCUGUUCGUGACAAGAGGCUCGAACUACCUGAGCUUGCUUCUCAAACCCCUGCCCAGGUUGACCCAUCUGGACUUGUCCAGCCUACAUCACACGGAGGGUCUCGGUGAUCUCGAGGUCCUCAAAGAGCUAACCCAGUUGACCUCAUUGGUCCUCCACAAUUUCACUCAGGGCAUUACAUCUGAGGCUGUGAAAACCAUUUGUCAAAUUAAAACCCUGCGGCAUCUCGACCUAAGUCAUCAGGAGGAGAAAAUGGGCAAGUUUCUCGAUCCAAACGAGACUCUGGCCUUCAUUGUGCUAAGUCUUCCUCAUCUCACGUCCUUGGACAUAUCGGGCACGAAUUUGGCGGGUGGCUCGGCUCAAACCUCUCCUACCACGCCCAACGCCGCCUCUAAAACCUUAUCUUCGGCCAAUUCCGGCGCCUCUGGGCUCUCGGAUGGGUUGGACGGAGAGGAUUUAAGCUUCAAAUGUGAUAUCCCGGGUUUAGCUAGCCGGGUUAACAAUCCCCUGGAGUUCUUGGGCUUAUAUAAAACCAGCCAUGAUGCCUGCUACCGAGUUCAAAUACCAGCCAAACAGAUAUCUGGAGAUGCCAACGAAAAACAGAUUUUGGUGGCGGGCAGACAAUAUUUGGACCGUCCCGUAGUUUUGGAAAACGUCCUGAACGACUUGUUUCACAUUUUUCGCUACGAGAAUUGUUUGAAUAUCAAGGCUGCUCUCGAUAUCAUUCUCCUGGCUAUGGAUCGUCACCCGGGAGAGAAAGUCAUUCAAAUUUCGGGAUCGGCCAGUUUGUACUAUGUGGUGAAAGUUGAGUUAAAAGAGAAUAUCAACGUCAAGAUGAAGAAGAAGAUCCUAGCCACGUUGCUCAAUGGCAUGUUCGCCCACAAGAACGAUGCCAUCAUGAUGCGAAAUGGUUGUCUUACGUUAUGUCAAUUCACCAUGCCUCAAGAUGUGAUAUUCGAUUACGAAAGACUGGUCCGGAUCCUUUUAUACAUUGUGUCCGAGCACAAGCAACCCGAUACGGCCUUCGUCCAACGAGCUGGCAUCUACCUCCUCAACACAUUGGCUUGUCAGGUGGAUGGGCAACAAAAGCUGCUCUUGGGUAAUCUUGGAACAAUGGAGAAGAUGCUCUGUCUCAUCCGCGAACGGGAAGUCAAUGGGAAUUGUGACGACGUCAUGGAGACAGCUUGGUCGUGCAUGUGGAACGUUACAGACGAGACCCCGAUCAAUUGCAAACGAUUCCUGGACGGAUGUGGCAUGCAGUUGUUCCUUCAGUGCAAGGCCCAAUUCCCUGAAAAGCACGACCUUCUUCGGAACAUGAUGGGACUUCUUGGGAAUGUAGCCGAAGUGCCCGAGCUCAGAUCUACUCUGAUGACUCCAGAGUUCGUCUCGGAAUUCACGCAUUUACUCCGAUCCAACAUGAACGGGAUCGAGGUGAGUUACAAUGCGGCGGGGGUUCUAGCGCACAUGGCCUCAGAUGGAGCUGAGGCUUGGACGAUCGAAUCGCCGAGUCGUGAAGAGGUCUUGCAAGAUAUGGAGAACGUCAUUGAAGGAUGGGACCUCACCACCAAACGGAACAUCAACUACCGCAGCUUCGAGCCCAUUUUGAGAUUGGUACGAGUCCAACACACACCUCAAUGUCAGCAUUGGGCUGUCUGGGCCUUGGCAAAUCUGACCAAAGUCGAUGGCAAGUAUUGUGGGCUAGUGGAACAAGAAGGCGGUCUCUCUCUGCUUGAAGAGCUGAUAAACAGCAACGUCCCUCAAUUAUCAUAUCCAAGAGUGUUGGAAUUAGCCGCCAUGGUGAGGGACAACGUGACUCAAUGGAAAGAACGGGAUGGAGUGGAGCCCGCGGAUGAAUCUCUUGAAUUUGACGGAUAGAAUUAUGAAAUCGAGUCAAACAACUGUUACGACAUACAGAGGAUUGCAAAGCUUUGCCAAUUCAUCUGCUUAAUAAAUGUGCCCAAAAUCAAUGCCUUUAGAGCACUUCCAAGGCAAAGGCAGGUCGAGCGCACGUUACUUUUGAGGAAGCCAAUCAAAACCCGGCCACUUUUGUGGAAACCCAGUAUCACUUUCUCCAACAGAAUCAUGUCUCUCAUUUCACCCGCUCUGUUCAUAAAAUAUAUACCAAGUCACUAAUUAA